AUGGAGAAAGACGCUGCCUUGCCCGUGGUCAACCACGAAUUUGUUGGUGGCAGAAUCAUGUGGUUGCCCAAGAAGGUGAUGAUAGAACCUGGUAAUCUACCAGCCCUGGAUGAUAAGUUAUUCGAUCAUCCGGUUUUGAUCAUAUCCGAGCAUCGCGAGGAGCAAACAGAUAUUGUUCGCGUCUUGAUUAUAACCACUUUCGCAAAAGAGGGUCUGGGGACUAGAUUUGGCCAGUCCCUCCCAUGCCGAUAUUACCUGCCGCUCCCUGGCGCGCCUGCCCAUCCCUGUUCGAAAUGGAGCGAAGACGUACCCUCCAAUUUGACGUUCGCCGAGGAGAACGGGAAUGAAAAGGCUCUCCGUGAUUCUUGGAUAAAUGCCAAAGCGUCCUAUUCGGUGUCGUACCAGUGCCUCAUCAACUGGAAAAAUAUGCAGAGGACCCCGACACUUACCGAGGAGUCUCUUAGGGACGUGAUUAACUAUCACACGGAGAGGGUACCUGAAAUUAAGAGGUGGGAUGAGGCAGCUAGACGCCAAAAGGAGGAGGAGGAGAAGGAGGAGAAGGAAAAGGAGAAGAAGAUAGAUGAGAUAAUGUCGCGAUCAUCAUGGUGGCCACAUUUGCAACACCCCGUGAGCGAGACUCGCGGGGUUGUCAGCACAACAACAUACCCUCCUGAGAUGUCAAUAUCUCAGAGUGCGGUAAUGUUGGCGAAAAAUGAUCGAUGUGAUGGAGGUGCGCGAUGGAUGGGGCAAGUCCGGAGGGAGGGGAAAGGCGGGUGCCCUCUGGGGUGUCUCUGCUAUGUGUGUUGCGAUAAUUGGAGAAAAGGAAGGAGCGCGUCCAGCGAUCCUCCAAGGUCAAAAUCAAUUUCGGCCUUGAUUCCUACUCCCGGAUCGCACAUUUACAGAGUGGUGGAGGAGAGACCGAUCAAAAGGAUCUAUUAUAAUAAGAAUAGAGGUUCCCGAGGUGAGUUCAGCGCCGCCACCACCUCUACCUCUUACCACACUCCUGGGUUCCUGUUACCUAUUUUGCUGACAUCCAUGAUUCUAGCCCAUGCAUCUGAGAGGAGACGGGCUAUGGAUUUCUCCACGAGCCUUUGCCAGAAGCCACUGGUUUCGGCACCUACCGAGGUGCUGGGCAUGGCCAGUUUCGACGUUUUGUCCCAGGACACUGGGGUAUGUGAUGCCCUUGCGUGGAUCCAGGAGCGUCAGUCGGUACACGUUCGGCAAUGGUUCCUGCGCCCUCGAUGUCAUCCGCAGUACUGA
Messenger RNA from Neurospora tetrasperma FGSC 2508, 1260 nucleotides. RefSeq lists its product as uncharacterized. NCBI's taxonomy places the organism in Eukaryota, Fungi, Ascomycota, Sordariomycetes, Sordariales, Sordariaceae. The transcript is spliced from 4 exons. Bases 1 to 1260 code for a protein of 419 amino acids. The record is from RefSeq and is a predicted model, not a curated record.